Symbiodinium pilosum is the source of this 771-nucleotide messenger RNA. The record is from the annotation of a GenBank genome assembly. NCBI's taxonomy places the organism in Eukaryota, Dinophyceae, Suessiales, Symbiodiniaceae.
AUGAAGGCGAAGCAGGAUACCCAUGACGGCACAGUAGGCCCACAUGUGGCUUAUGUGGAACGCGUGGAACACAUGGAGACGCGGCACCACGCCUCGCUCAACCACAUUGAGGGAUCGGAGCGGAUUGCGGAUCCUUUGCCAAGCACAGAGUCUGAUUUCACCAAGAGUUCAACAGCAAGCUCUGUGCCAAAAGGCUCCCAUGAUCCGGCAGUGGAUGUGCCAGGCAUCGAGAGCACGACCCAUCUCCCUUCAUCGCCGAUGAAGCAAACGGAAGGAAAUGCCCCCCAAGCGGAUGCCGACCGGAAGGAAUCCCUGCCUGCAGAGACUCCAGGGCAAUCUGCUCCAGCUCCCAUGACACAAACGGAAAGCAAGCCCCGGUCAAAGGCUGACAGGGAGGAGCCCUUGUCUGAAGAGGCUACGCAACCUGCCACUUCAGCAACCAUGAAGAAAACAACCGGAGAGGAGCCCUGGCUUGAGGAGGAAGCCGCAGCCGACGGGCUUGGGCUGUACCAAACAGGCAUGACAGUACUCAAGGAUGCUGUGGGCUCCGCCGACGAGGUGCUUGUGCAGCAUCUUGACGAGUGGGCUGCAGCCACAGUCCGCAACUGUCGUUGCAACUUGAUCCUCGCUGGUGCACAUCCGCCAGCCGAGAUGGACUGCAUUCACAAUUGCACACGCCUGCAGUUCCGGCUUCAGCAUGGAGGGCUCCGUGCUGAUGUUGAGGAUGGCCCUCUUGCCUUCCCUCAUGAGCAUGAGCACGAAGAGCUCUGA